AUGUGGCGGAGAUCGACGGCAUGGCUUCGGUGCCAUCCCCGGGUCACGCUCAGCAGCACCAGCCAAUGGACAGUAGCCUGUGUUGACCACCGUUGCGUGUCUGGAACUCCUGCCUGCCAGAGGCACCUCUCGUUGACGCCAUGGCGAAGCACAUCGUCGCGUCCUGUAGCUUCCUGGCCGACUGUUCCUCGUACGCACGCGUGUAGCCAAGUUGGAUCAAACGAUGUUAACGAGCGGGUCGUCCUGGCCGGCUGGGUCCUUGCGCCACGCAAGAUAUCGCGGCAACUUGCUUUUGUUCCUCUGCAAGAUGCCUCAGGCACCGUGCAGCUAGUGCUACAUGAUCCAGCUUUGGUCGAUGCUUUCGCGCAGGUGCCUGUGGAAAGCGUCGUGAGUGUCCAAGGCGCAGUCCAAGCACGUGCAGAAGGUGCCAUUAAUCCUGCGAUGCGCACAGGUGCGGUAGAGGUGCGCGUCGAGUCUUGGACACUGCUUAAUGCAGCUACCCCGACCUUGCCUUUCUAUGCGACGCAGUGUCGUGAGCCAGCUUCGUUACCAAAAGAGUCUUUGCGUGCAAAGCACCGUUACUUGGACUUGCGACGCUCAUCUCUCAGCGAAAAUAUCCGUCGCCGCAGUCGUGUCGCACACGCAGCACGUUGCUUUCUACACGACCAUGCAUUCACCGAGAUCGAAACGCCCAUCCUGUUGCGUUCGACGCCCGAGGGAGCGCGUGAGUUUUUGGUGCCCACAAGAAGCGCACCAGAGCCGCAGUUUUAUGCACUGCAGCAAUCGCCCCAGCAGCCGAAACAGCUUCUCAUGGUUUCUGGCGUGACUGACCGCUACUUCCAAUUCGCCAAGUGCUUUCGCGACGAAGAUGGGCGCAAGGACCGCCAGCCAGAAUUCACGCAGCUCGAUAUGGAAAUGAGCUUUGUCUGUGGACACGGAGACCAGCCGGCAUGGCCUCUUGGCGGAACAGAAAUACGUGAUGUGACCGAAGGUCUUGUUCGUUCUAUGUGGACUGCUGCUGCCCAACCUUAUGCAUUGCCGAAUCCAUUUCCCAUCAUGUCGUACGAGCAUGCUAUGACUACAUACGGAUCCGACAAGCCAGAUACCCGCUUCGGCCUGCGGAUCGCGAAUCUCAUCCCCACGUGCACGUCCCACGCGCUGGACAUUCUAGUGCUCCCGCAGUACGAAUCAUGCAAGCUAUCGGGCCGUGCAAAAGAGGCCCUUUUGCUCGACCAGCAUGGUCACCGCUGUGCGAUUGAGCACUUCAAGGCACAUCGCAGCGCGCCGGACAAACUUGCGCACCUACUACUGACCAAGUCACGGCAUGUGCACGACGUGAUGCACAGCGGCAAGUUGGGACCCGCAGAUCGUGCACUGGAUGUCUCAUCGUUGACUCAUACCCUGCAAGACGUGCUGCGUGAUGCAACUGCCUUUCGCUGUGACGGCGCUUCCGCACAUGCGCAUGGUGACAGUGACGAUCGCUGCGACGUAUAUCUAGCCACGCGCUCGUUGCCGAUCGACGGCGGAAGCACACCCAUGGGCGAUUUGCGGCUGCGCAUCGCCGAUGCACUGCCGAUCCGCUCUGCUGAGCCAGCGGUGCUGUGGAUCACACAGUUCCCCCUGUUUACUCGUGCAGAUGCUGACAAAGCCGAGGCUGCCCAUGGGCGAUGGAGCAGCUCGCACCACCCAUUCACUGCGCCGCUCGCUAGUGACGUGCAGCGGCUAUACGAGUCGGUGGCGUGCCGAGCGCCGGCCGAUCGAGAUGCUAUCUUGGCACAGAUCCACGGCCAGCAUUACGAUCUCGUGCUGAAUGGCGCAGAAAUCGGCGGAGGUAGUGUGCGUGUGCACGACCCCGACUUGCAACGCAUGAUUUUCCGGGACAUACUAGAGCUGAGUGACGACGAAGUCGGCCGCUUCUCGCAUCUCCUGCAUGCUCUUGAGAGUGGCGCGCCACCACAUGCAGGCAUAGCACUUGGGUUUGAUCGCUUCAUGGCAAUCCUGUGCGAUACGCUCUCCAUUCGCGACGUUAUGGCGUUCCCCAAAACGGGCUCCGGCACCGACCCUUUGUUUUCCAGUCCUGCUGCUCUCGAUGCACCCGAACAACGUGCGCAACUCGCUGCCUACAGUCUACAAGCACGCUCCGCCUGA
Messenger RNA from Malassezia globosa CBS 7966, 2148 nucleotides. RefSeq lists its product as uncharacterized. The transcript has a single exon. Gene Ontology annotation, cellular component: cytoplasm. Gene Ontology annotation, molecular function: aspartate-tRNA ligase activity; nucleic acid binding; ATP binding. Gene Ontology annotation, biological process: aspartyl-tRNA aminoacylation. The record is from RefSeq and is a predicted model, not a curated record. Lineage: Eukaryota; Fungi; Basidiomycota; Malasseziomycetes; Malasseziales; Malasseziaceae. The coding region runs from base 1 to 2148 and encodes 715 amino acids.